Molecule: messenger RNA, 846 nt
Organism: Mercenaria mercenaria
Lineage: Eukaryota; Metazoa; Mollusca; Bivalvia; Venerida; Veneridae
Product: M-phase inducer phosphatase 1-like
Exons: 6
Coding region: 1-846 (281 amino acids)
Biological process (GO): positive regulation of G2/M transition of mitotic cell cycle; positive regulation of G2/MI transition of meiotic cell cycle; G2/M transition of mitotic cell cycle
Cellular component (GO): nucleus; cytoplasm
Molecular function (GO): protein tyrosine phosphatase activity
Source: RefSeq, a predicted model, not a curated record
AUGUCUAUCAGACAAAGAUUAGUCGGUGACCUAACGGAUUCUCCGGUAUACAGGGAGACAACUGAUGCUGAGAUACAGUCAAUUAUCACACCAAAUAACAAGGGAGAUGACUCGGUAGAUUCCGGAUUUGUCAAUGAUACACCUUGCUCUAUUGAAAUCGCUUCACGAUCGAAGGUUCCAGCCAAAACAGAAGCGCGGAGAAGCUUGUUCUCUGUCAAGCGUCUAGCCGACGAUGAUCUUACAGACGACUCACCGUGCACGAAGAAGCUCCGCCAGGUUGAGGAAGAUUUCGCAGCCAUGACCACCCAGAAUGUCAUCAAAGCCGUGGAACGUCUAGAAUCACGUGAUUUAGUAGCUGACGGAUCACGUGACUACACUUUACCCACAGUUCCCGGAAAACAUGGCGACCUCAAGUCUAUCACACAUGGAACGAUGGCAGAUGUGUUGGACGGAAAGUACAGCCACCAGAUAGGGAAAGUCACGAUAGUAGAUUGCCGUUAUCCUUACGAAUUUGAUGGAGGUUAUAUCCAAGGUGCCGUCAACAUGUACACAAAAGAUGACGUCAACAGUCUUCUUCCGUCACGAGACACGUCCGAGAAACCACACAUUCUCGUAUCGAUUCUUGAGAUUCUUCAGGACCGUGAACUGAACAAGGAACAGUAUCCCAGACUCAACUUUCCGGAAGUCUAUCUACUGGACGGCGGUUACAAAGCGUUCUUCACAACACAAAAGUCUCAGACCAGCGCUGCAUACCACAGUCCAGCCCCUGCGUUGCAUAAACAGUCUAGACCUGCGUACAUCCCACAUCUCAGAUCUGCGCUGCUACCUCAGUCUCAGAUGCGCUGA